AGUAUGAAUUAUUAUUCUAUGAAUAGUAAAAGUUAAGUUUAAUAACUGUCUAAUAUUAUGUAUUAAAUUAAAAAGAAAGGUGAACCAGUGUCCUUUAAACUUGAAAUUUUAAUAGGGAAGUGGUUGGAAUGUGAUACCUAUACAUAAUUUUAAUAAACACUUUUUAAUUUAAUGAGUGUAAAGUCAACAAUACAAAACAUAUUUUUAUAAAAAAAGAUAUUGUAGAUAAUAAUUUUAGAUAAAAAAAUGGAUUUAGACGAAAUAUGUGAAAUCCUCGAAACGUACAACGGUCGUGAUAAGAUAAUUCGAACAUUAUGUUAUUCAACGAAAAUGUUUUCGGGGCUAUCGAAAGAUCCCUUAACAUCGAAACGAUUCAGUACUUUUAGUAAACAAAUGUCAGCCACACGUGCUGUUUUGAGAAUGUUAGAUGACUUACCCAUGUUACAAACUUUAUUAGCAUAUGGAUUAGGCAAAAAAGAGCCUGAUUCAUAUAUGUCUUGUAUGGGUGUACUUCGGAACGUUAUUGAUCAAUUAUACUAUCCAAUUGAAAAAGUUGCAUGGCUUGCGGAGCAUGAUUUAAUAAAUAUACAAAAUCCUAGUGCUUGGGAUACAGCUAGCUCUGUUUGUUGGGUGGCCUCUAUUUACCUUGGACUUAUGAAGUCAAUUCGUUACAUAAAUGUUUUACAGAAACAUAAACUUUGCCUGAAAAGUAAUCCUAAUGCAAGUGCCGAAUUAUUAAAACUGAAUAUGUUACAACAAUUAGAAAUUCUUAGUGCUGUUCGAAGUUGUUUUGAUUUUGUACACGCUGUAAAUACAUUACCUGCUGGAUAUUUGUGGUCAAGUCGUUUAAAUUCAUGGCAAGUCGGUCUUAUUGGAACAAUAUCAUCUAUUAUGGGUAUAUGGCAAUUAUUGUGGAAACGAUCUAUAGCAAAAAAUCGUAAAUUGUAACAAUCGUAUUCGUCAUAUUGCGUGAAAAUAUUAUUUUUCAUAUUUUUUCAUGGAAUUAAGGUGUUAAGGGGUUUGCUUUUUUAAAAGAAUAAUUGUAUAAUGAGAAUUUUCUUCAGUGUGGGUCAGAUUUUGUAUUUUAGAGACUAUUAAGAGUAAUUUAAAUAAAAAUGGGGGGGGGGGGGGUAGUUCUUCUUGGCAAUCUUUGACAAUCUUUACACACCAAAAAGAGGGAAACUAAAACAUUCGACGGAUAUAAAGUUUUUACAUUAACCCAUUACCACAGGAAAAGCCACAAACUCCCGUUACGUUGUUUUUGUCACCGCCCUUAAUCUUACAAAAAAGUUGCC
Messenger RNA from Chrysoperla carnea, 1295 nucleotides. Its product is annotated as peroxisomal membrane protein 11C-like. Gene Ontology annotation, biological process: peroxisome fission. The transcript is spliced from 5 exons. NCBI's taxonomy places the organism in Eukaryota, Metazoa, Arthropoda, Insecta, Neuroptera, Chrysopidae. The record is from RefSeq and is a predicted model, not a curated record. Bases 247 to 948 code for a protein of 233 amino acids. Gene Ontology annotation, cellular component: peroxisomal membrane.